AUCCGCCUCCGGUAGUCGACGUUGCCUCUGCCUCCAGUCUUCGCCGCUGCCGCUCGACGCCUCGGCCUCCGAUCGUCGCCGCCUCCCCCAGAUCGGCCUCCGUUCCUCUUCAUCCAGCUUCGCCGACCGACUUUCAGUUUUUAAAAUUUCAGCCCCCCCAACCUAAAUUCCUGGGUCCCCCCCUGUCUUUGGUGUUCCUCAUCUCUGGCGGCUGUGUGCAUCUCCUUCGUCCCUCAUCCAUUGCCGCUGCUUCAUCUUCCUUGCUCCGUUCACCCUGUCAUCUUCGGCCUCACAGCAUUCCAUCGCCUCCGUCUUCUUUGCUGCUGCCACUGCUUCUGCUAGUCGGCCAGCGUCCCACUACGGCAUCACGGCAAUUCAGAUUUAAGAGAGUCCCAACACUUGCGUCUAUUCAAAAGAUAAGGUCGCCCUAAUGGACAACAUUGUAGAUUCUUUAAGCAAUGCGUAUCAGGAAUUUGUUGCUGCAGCAGCUGGUGUGCUUGAAGCCAGGGAGAGUUCUGGCGGCCAGAAAACAGCAGCUACAGAUGCAGCUCUCGAAAACUUUAAGCAGCGUUGGGAGCUCUUCAGAGUGGCUUGUGAUCAAGCCGAAGAGUUCGUUGAGUCUGUCAAACAAAGGAUAGGGUCGGAGUGCCUGGUUGAUGAAGCCACAGGUUCAGUUGCUGGGAAGCCGGGGCAGGCUGCCACAGCGGGGCUUCCGCCAAUCAGUGCCGUUCGGUUGGAACAAAUGAGCAAGGCUGUUAGAUGGCUAGUGAUUGAACUGCAGCAAGGAUCUGGAAGUGCAGGCGGUUCAUCACACCCCCACCCUUCUGCUCCUUUUGAUGCCCGAUUCUCUGAAGAUGCAGCUCAAUAGAUCGAUCCCAUGGAAAAUCAAGUUGCCUAUGUUUCUGAAAAAAGAAAUCUAGUUUUUAUUGUUUCAGUUCUAGUAAUUAGCUGUGUAAGUAUUGCUGUUAUAAUGGUGCAACAAACUCCUCUUUUAAGACUAGCAUUGUUCAAGUUCUUUUGACUUCUUGGUAAGCUACCGGGAUGAGGUGCUGGCUGGUUGAGUCCUGGAGGAUUAUUCAAUGUGUAUCUUACAUGGAGUCGCUGUACAAAAUUUUAAGAUUAUAUUUAUAUUGAAUAAUAAAUAUGAAAUAUUCUUUUAGAAA
This is a messenger RNA of Diospyros lotus (date-plum), 1163 nucleotides long. Its product is annotated as mediator of RNA polymerase II transcription subunit 32. Gene Ontology annotation, biological process: root development; cold acclimation; regulation of DNA-templated transcription. Gene Ontology annotation, cellular component: mediator complex. Bases 431 to 868 code for a protein of 145 amino acids. The record is from RefSeq and is a predicted model, not a curated record. Lineage: Eukaryota; Viridiplantae; Streptophyta; Magnoliopsida; Ericales; Ebenaceae. The transcript has 3 exons.